Molecule: messenger RNA, 10845 nt
Organism: Saimiri boliviensis boliviensis (Bolivian squirrel monkey)
Lineage: Eukaryota; Metazoa; Chordata; Mammalia; Primates; Cebidae
Gene: SBNO1
Product: strawberry notch homolog 1
Biological process (GO): regulation of DNA-templated transcription
Cellular component (GO): nucleus
Molecular function (GO): histone binding; chromatin DNA binding
Source: RefSeq, a predicted model, not a curated record
GGGGGUUGGGGGAGGGGCGUCAAGAUGGCGGCGGGGAGGUAGGCAGAGUCGGACGCCGCUGCUGCCGCCGCCGCCGCCGCCACCGCCGCCUCCGCUCCAGUCGCCUCUGCUUCUUCAAACUCGCACCUCCCGGGAGGAGCUGUCCUGGCGCCGGGUUCCGCGGGGAAAAUGGUGGAACCAGGGCAAGAUUUACUGCUUGCUGCUUUGAGUGAGAGUGGAAUUAGUCCGAAUGACCUCUUUGAUAUUGAUGGUGGAGAUGCAGGGCUCGCAACUCCAACGCCAACCCCUUCAGUUCAGCAGUCAGUGCCACUUAGUGCAUUAGAACUAGGUUUGGAAACCGAAGCAGCAGUUCCUGUAAAACAAGAACCAGAGACUGUACCUACUCCAGCACUGUUAAAUGUGAGGCAGCAGCCUCCAUCUACUACAACAUUUGUGCUGAAUCAAAUAAAUCAGCUUCCACCCUUGGCAUCUACAAUUGUAAUGACUAAAACACCACCUGUAACAACCAACAGGCAAACCAUCACUUUAACUAAGUUUAUCCAGACUACUGCAAGCACACGCCCUUCAGUCUCAGCACCAGCAGUACGAAAUGCCAUGACCUCUGCACCUUCAAAAGACCAGGUUCAACUGAAGGAUCUACUAAAACAUAAUAGUCUUAAUGAACUCAUGAAACUAAAGCCACCUGCUAAUAUUGCUCAGCCAGUAGCAACAGCAGCUACUGAUGUAAGCAAUGGUACAGUAAAGAAAGAGUCUUCUAAUAAAGAUGUAGCAAGAAUGUGGAUAAACGACAUGAAAAUGAGGAGUUUUUCCCCAACUAUGAAGAUCCCUGUUCUAAAAGAAGAUGAUGAACCAGAGGAAGAAGACGAAGAAGAAAUGGGUCAUGCAGAAACCUAUGCAGAGUACAUGCCAAUAAAAUUAAAAAUUGGCCUACGUCACCCAGAUGCUGUAGUGGAAACUAGUUCUUUAUCCAGUGUUACUCCUCCUGAUGUUUGGUACAAAACAUCGAUUUCUGAGGAAACCAUUGAUAAUGGCUGGUUAUCAGCAUUACAGCUUGAGGCAAUUACAUAUGCAGCCCAGCAACAUGAAACUUUUCUACCUAAUGGAGAUCGUGCUGGCUUCUUAAUAGGUGAUGGUGCUGGUGUAGGAAAAGGUAGAACCAUAGCAGGAAUCAUCUAUGAAAAUUAUUUGUUGAGUAGAAAACGAGCAUUGUGGUUUAGUGUUUCAAAUGACUUAAAAUAUGAUGCUGAAAGAGAUUUAAGGGAUAUUGGAGCAAAAAACAUUUUGGUUCAUUCAUUAAAUAAGUUUAAAUAUGGAAAAAUUUCUUCCAAACAUAAUGGGAGUGUGAAAAAAGGUGUUAUUUUUGCUACAUACUCUUCACUAAUUGGUGAAAGCCAGUCUGGCGGCAAGUAUAAAACUAGGUUAAAACAACUUCUACAUUGGUGCGGUGAUGACUUCGAUGGAGUGAUAGUGUUUGAUGAGUGUCAUAAAGCAAAAAACUUAUGUCCCGUUGGUUCUUCAAAGCCAACCAAGACAGGCUUAGCUGUCUUAGAACUUCAGAACAAAUUGCCAAAAGCCAGAGUUGUUUAUGCUAGUGCAACUGGUGCUUCUGAACCACGCAACAUGGCCUAUAUGAACCGCCUUGGCAUAUGGGGUGAGGGUACUCCAUUUAGAGAAUUCAGUGAUUUUAUUCAAGCAGUAGAACGGAGAGGAGUUGGUGCCAUGGAAAUAGUUGCUAUGGAUAUGAAGCUUAGAGGAAUGUACAUUGCUCGACAGCUGAGCUUUACUGGAGUGACCUUCAAAAUUGAAGAAGUUCUUCUUUCUCAGAGCUAUGUUAAAAUGUAUAACAAAGCAGUCAAGCUGUGGGUCAUUGCCAGAGAGCGGUUUCAGCAAGCUGCAGAUCUGAUUGAUGCUGAACAACGAAUGAAGAAGUCCAUGUGGGGUCAGUUCUGGUCUGCUCAUCAGAGGUUUUUCAAAUACUUAUGUAUAGCAUCCAAAGUUAAAAGGGUUGUGCAACUAGCUCGAGAGGAAAUCAAGAAUGGAAAAUGUGUUGUAAUUGGUCUGCAGUCUACAGGAGAAGCUAGAACAUUAGAAGCUUUGGAAGAGGGCGGGGGAGAAUUGAAUGAUUUUGUUUCAACUGCCAAAGGUGUGUUGCAGUCACUCAUCGAAAAACAUUUUCCUGCUCCAGACAGGAAAAAACUUUAUAGUUUGCUAGGAAUCGAUUUGACAGCUCCAAGUAACAACAGUUCACCAAGAGAUAGUCCUUGUAAAGAAAAUAAAGUAAAGAAGCGGAAAGGUGAAGAAAUAACUCGAGAAGCCAAAAAAGCACGAAAAGUAGGUGGACUUACCGGUAGCAGUUCUGAUGACAGUGGAAGUGAAUCUGACGCCUCUGAUAAUGAAGAAAGUGACUAUGACAGCUCUAAAAACAUGAGUUCUGGAGAUGAUGAUGAUUUCAACCCAUUUAGAGAUGAGUCUAGUGAGGAUGAUGAAAAUGAUCCCUGGUUAAUCAGGAAAGAUCACAAGAAAAACAAAGAGAAGAAAAAGAAGAAAAGUAUAGAUCCAGAUUCUAUUCAAAGUGCCUUAUUAGCAUCAGGUCUUGGAUCAAAACGACCCAGUUUUUCAUCUACACCAGUUAUCUCACCUGCUUCUAACAGUACACCAGCUAACAGUAACACCAACAGUAACAGCAGCCUUAUAACAAGUCAGGAUGCCGUGGAAAGGGCUCAGCAGAUGAAGAAAGACCUGCUUGAAAAACUAGAAAAAUUAGCUGAAGACCUCCCGCCUAAUACCCUGGAUGAACUUAUCGAUGAACUUGGUGGCCCUGAGAAUGUUGCCGAGAUGACUGGCCGCAAGGGACGGGUUGUGAGCAAUGAUGAUGGAAGCAUAUCUUAUGAAUCAAGAUCUGAACUUGAUGUGCCUGUGGAAAUACUAAACAUCACAGAAAAACAGCGAUUUAUGGAUGGAGAUAAGAAUAUUGCUAUCAUCUCAGAAGCUGCCAGCUCGGGUAUUUCAUUACAAGCAGACAGGAGAGCUAAAAAUCAAAGGCGAAGAGUUCAUAUGACUUUAGAAUUACCUUGGAGUGCUGAUAGAGCAAUUCAACAAUUCGGACGAACUCAUAGAUCAAACCAAGUUACUGCUCCCGAGUAUGUCUUCCUGAUUUCUGAACUGGCAGGAGAACAAAGAUUUGCAUCUAUUGUUGCUAAAAGACUUGAGAGUUUGGGGGCACUUACACAUGGCGACAGAAGAGCAACAGAAUCUAGGGAUCUGAGCAGGUUCAACUUUGACAAUAAGUAUGGAAGAAAUGCUUUAGAAAUUGUCAUGAAAUCCAUUGUGAACUUGGAUUCCCCUAUGGUAUCACCACCUCCAGACUAUCCUGGAGAAUUUUUUAAAGAUGUUCGACAAGGACUGAUAGGAGUUGGUCUGAUAAAUGUAGAAGAUCGCUCAGGAAUUCUUACUCUUGAUAAAGAUUAUAACAACAUAGGAAAAUUCUUAAAUAGAAUUUUAGGCAUGGAGGUACAUCAGCAGAAUUCAUUAUUUCAGUAUUUUGCGGACACGCUUACUGCAGUUGUCCAAAAUGCAAAAAAAAAUGGAAGAUAUGAUAUGGGAAUCUUAGAUCUUGGUUCUGGAGAUGAAAAGGUGAGGAAAAGUGAUGUUAAAAAGUUUCUGACUCCAGGAUAUUCAACCUCUGGCCACGUAGAAUUAUACACAAUAAGUGUAGAGAGGGGAAUGUCAUGGGAAGAAGCUACUAAGAUUUGGGCCGAACUGACAGGACCAGACGAUGGCUUUUACUUGUCAUUGCAAAUAAGAAACAACAAGAAAACUGCCAUCUUAGUUAAAGAAGUGAAUCCUAAAAAGAAACUUUUCUUAGUUUAUCGACCAAAUACUGGGAAACAGCUCAAAUUAGAAAUUUAUGCUGAUCUAAAAAAGAAAUACAAGAAGGUUGUCUCAGAUGAUGCCCUGAUGCACUGGUUAGAUCAGUAUAAUUCAUCUGCAGAUACUUGCACUCAUGCUUAUUGGCGUGGCAAUUGCAAAAAAGCAAGCUUGGGGUUAGUUUGUGAAAUAGGUCUUCGUUGCCGUACAUAUUAUGUAUUAUGUGGUUCAGUGCUGAGUGUCUGGACAAAAGUUGAGGGUGUUCUAGCAUCUGUCAGUGGCACAAACGUGAAAAUGCAGAUCGUCCGGCUAAGAACGGAAGAUGGGCAACGGAUAGUAGGUUUGAUCAUUCCGGCAAAUUGUGUGUCUCCUCUUGUAAAUCUCCUGUCAACUUCUGACCAGUCUCAACAGCUUGCGGUCCAACAGAAGCAGCUAUGGCAACAGCAUCACCCUCAGAGCAUCACCAACUUGAGCAACGCGUAAAGAACAGACAGGUUUCAACAUGGAUGUAUCUGAAAUGCUGUUGAAGCAUAUCAUUUGCAUAAAAAUCAGGGACAGUUUCCAAAGAAUUAUAUAUUUUUUUCAGUUGUGCUCUCUCUAGUUAGUUUUUUUGGGAGUAAGGACAAACCUGGAAUAGAUAGCAAAACUGAAAAUCAGCAGUGCUGAUGGUGGUACAUAUGUCUUUCCUUUUGCUUCUCCCCUGGUACUUCCCAUCUGCUUUUACUUUGGGUAAGCAGAGGGGGAUGUGUGCGUGCGUGUGUGUCAGUCUGUUUGUGAGUGUGUUAAAGGCUACAGACCACAGUUGGUUUAAAAUGCUUGGAACUUCCCAAACUGGCUUUACUUUUAUGUUUAUACAGUGCUCAGGGUUAAUGCAGUACAUCCAUGCCAUUGCUGUGGGAGGUAUCCCCGGAUGCAUGUGUUUUGAGUCUAUAAAUAUAGAAAAUAUAUAUUGGUUUCUUUUUCCAACUUAAUAGGUUUAUUAAAGCAUGAGACGAAAAGUUACAUACCAUGCAUUCAGGUUAUUUUCUAAUUUUUUUUCUGACAGUGCAUGUCUUUGAAAGCAUGCGUAAACAAGAUUAACACAGAAGUCGAGUAACAGAGAGAAACAUUUGUUAGAUGUACAGCAUUGGUUAUUGCAUUUUUAUAGUGUUUAUACCUGGGUAUUGCUUCUAACCCUGCAGACCCCUCCUGCCCCUUUUCCUCCCUGCCCUGUGUUUCUGGUCAAGGUAAUGAGUACAUACAUUUUUCUGUGAUAAAACUCUUAAAAUUUAAUUUUAAUGUAUUAAUAGUAUUCCUAAUGUGUGCUGCAGAAAUAGCUAUAAGCCUCUUAAAUUUACAUUUUCAACUUAAAGGUAGUUUUAGAAGGAAGUACAAAUUGGCUUUCAUCCUGCAAACAAUUGUUUUUUACUUCAUUAUCUUAAUUUGCUUUGUCACUCUAUAAAGGAAACAGUACUUGAGCUGUAGACAAUGAGGAAACAUUUGAGGCUUCUGCUGUAUGUUUUUUGUUACUGUUGUUAUUGUUGUUACUCAGUAACUUGAAUAUUGUUUAAUGUGUUGUAAGACAUUGUAGAGUUUAUCUCAAGCUGUUAAAAAUGGUAAUGUACAAAUGUGAAUAGACACUUAUCUAUAUAAUAUGGGUAAGUUUUGUUUCGCCUAUAAUAGAUGUUUAUAAAAACAAGUGAGGGGACAGUUGGUCUUUUUAUUUCCUUUUCCUUCUUUCUUUUGCUUGCACAGGUUGCACUAUUGAAAAAUCGAGAUUGUAUAAACCUGGUAAAAAAGCUGCAAGAUGCCAAAAUCUUGUAGAUGUCAAAUAAAAAGUUAUUAUACUAACAAGAAGUGGACUCUUGUUUAGGCCCUCACUGGUGACCUUCAAAAGUAGUCUGUGACGGGGACUCUGCAGAACUUGUGUGUUGCCUCAGCAUUCCAGUUAGCCUUAGAGUUUGGCUUAAAACCUAUUGCUAAAAUUUGAGAUGGCAUUGAGGGAAGGGGUAAAAUGAUAGUACUUCCGAAUGUUUUUCAAGUUGAAUUGUUCGCUUUGUUAACUUUUUAAACUUCUUGCAGAAUUGGGUGAGACGUGUGUUAGCUGACAGAAACCUGGCAGAAAGCUUAGGAUGUUCAUCCUCUGUGUCUCUAGCCUGAGUUUGGUUAUGUCAAGCUUACCCUAAGUUUUCUUAGGAUUUAUUUAUUCUUGGUGCCUAAAAGAGUAAGUUGAAAGUACUUUCUGUUCUUCGGCACAUUUUGCCCAGUGGAUGCAACUUCUCUCCUCAGUCCAGUUCAUAUAUCUCAGGCAGUGAUCCAUUUUCUGUCUCUUGUUAGGACCACUAGACCUGGCAGGCAGCCAAGAGCAGCACUGUCCCCACCUUCAGCAGAACUUCUCAGCUCAUGUGUGUUUUUAAAGCAGUAGUCAGCUUCCAUCAGCAAUGCAAGUGUCCCCACUCCAGUGGAGGUACAGUCACUGGACCUGAGGAAGGGAAGAAGUACAGAUCCUCCUCCAGUGAGACACAGUGACAGGAUUGGGAAGGAUCUUCUCUUGCAGGCUGUUGGCCCAACUCUUCUUUCUGUGUUACGAGGGCAUCUUAAUUUUUUAUGGUGUUUUCAAAGCAACAUAUGCGGAUUCCUUAGCAUGCAGCUAAUUGACACCCGCCAUGGCUCAUAAUGUAAUAACGUUUGCUCUGGACUAGCCAUCUUUAUACACAGGAGCAUAGGUAUCUUAAUGUUCUUGUAGAACAGCUUACUCCCCCCCCCGCCCCGCCCAAAUUAAAACAGAAAGGCCUGUGAAAGCCCUCUCAAAGCAGACCUCAAAAAGGCAACCCAUGUGAAUGGAUGGGAGCCGGGGUGCUGCAUGCCCAGGCUGAUCAUGGUGUGUGCCCUUCCCAGAGUUGCACCCGCCCCUUCAGGUGGACAUCCAACCUUUACACUGUGCUCUUACAAAAGUCAGCGAGUUCGGGUCCACCACCCUAUGAAGCUUCAGUAUUCAAGGUCCUCUUCUAUUAAAACCCAACUCUUGGCUGGGUGUGGUGGCUCACACUUGUAGUCCUAGCACUUUGGGAGGCUGAGACAGGCAGAUCACUUGAGGCCAGGAGUUCGAGACCAGCCUGGCCAACAUGGUGAGACCCCAUUUCUACCAAAAAAAUUAGCCACUGACUUCUGUAAAAUACGUCCAUUUAUUCCAGGCUCUAAAUGCCACACCUGAAUCCAGAGGCCUUGUUUACCCUCAUGUCCAUUUUGCCUCUGCAAUGCCUUUUUCUUCUUUUUAGCAAUAUGGCUCUGAGCACAAAGAUUGGAUUGGAAAUUGUGUUGGUGUUUUCAGAGUUUACAGUGUCAGUUGUGCUGAAAACCACUUCCAGAGUCUAAAGCAGCUCAGAUGUUAUUUUUGGGGGAAUUAGUGUUCCCCUAAUUUAGCAGCCUCUGCACCUCAAGGUGUCUCUCUGUAGUUACUGAGAUUAUCCAGAUAUACUAUCAAUGAUACAAAUCCAUAGAGGUAUUACGCAUUUCUUUAAACACAACUUGAUUAAGAAGCAGAUCUGUUAAGCAGUUUUCUUAUUCUGCUAAAUUGCAGUUAGACACUUCAGUAUCUUCUCUUUACAUGUGUAUAUAAAUUAGCAGGAACCUGCAUCCAAAGCAAUGUAGUAGUGUGUGUGUAUCUAUGUAUAUUUAUUCUAACUCAGCACUUCAGAAGCCUUUUUGAGUUACAACAAUAAAUCUUUUAGUUUGCUUCAUCUAUAGAGGUAAAAGUUCUAUAUUACCAAGCUCCACAGGAAUAUAGUAUUUUAGAGGCACAAUUUUCUGGCUGUAACCCCUGGGGCAUUCCUUUGCUGGCCUGCAUGGGAUGCUAUUAGAACAACUCUUUGCAGGCAAGAGAAGAAAGGGUACCAGGACAGCGUUCACAGUUGUAGAAUGGGAGCUUUCUUCCUUCUCCCCUCCACUUUCAUUUUAGCAUGAAAGAAAGAAAAAAAAACAAUAGAUUCGAAAUGAUUGUUGCAUCUCAAUUCAUGAAAGUAGGGGCAGAAGUUCCUUCUGGAUCCUUUCCUUGACAAGCAGUCAAGAGGAAGGUCCUCAUACACACGUACCUGCGUGGUAUUUGGUAGUUUCUAAGAUUGGUGCUACAUAAGUGUUGCUGUUUGGCCGGGAUCCUGUUAAUGAACGUUUGGUUAGUUCAGGCCUCCCAGUGGCAAAGGCAGACACCGUGGUGAUGGACAUGUACUGACUCCCCUUCUUUGUGACUUCGGUGGCCCUGGCUAUCACCACCCCCAGGCUUACUGCGCUCAGCCCACUUUGCUGCAGAAAUGUAGCAAGGCUUCCAUGUCAGGGCUACAGCUGAGAGUAAAAACUGUGCAAAUAAAGGUCUCAUUGGAUGCCAAUUGUCUGAUACAAAUGCAAUGUCUUUUAAGUGACAGAAACACACCUAAAUACCUGCAACUCAAGCUCUCUGGCUUUUUUUUUCUUUUUUUUUUCUUUUCUUUUUUUUUUUUUUUUGUGAGUACUUGAGACAGAAUCCAAAACCCACCCUCUAAUUUUAUGAUGUAAUUAUAUAUAUGUACAUAAAUGUAUAUAUAUAGAAAUGUCAAGUUCUUCUGAAUUCUGAAUGUAAAUAAUUCUUGUAAAUUGGGACUCCGCCUACCUGUUUCUCCCUUUUCCCUCUUUCCUUCAGCUCUAUUUAUUCUUUUCUUGACUUUCCCAUAUGGGGCAUCUUAGGACUUUUUUUCAUUUAGAAAAGUAUGGGAAACUUUUCAUUUAGAAAAGUAUUUGCUUCUGUAUUUUAGAAUUCAGUUUUGCAUCUUUGCUGUAGAAUUCCUGUCUGUUUCGUGUUCAUGUUUUUUAAUAUGUCUGAUUGUGUUUUACAUUUUGAUUACUAUUUUUAUUGUGUGCAAUGCAUCGUAAUGGGGGUGUGCACUUGAGUGCUGUUUCUGAUACUGUCAUUGUAUGACUAGUCUUGCUCAUUUACGUUGUUCUUUGGAAGCUGUAGUGAGCCUGAUGUUUUCACAUUUUGAAAAAUGCUUCCUGAGUAAGCUCCUCUAACUUCUUCAGUGCAUUUGGGAUCAAACUUAGCUCUUAGAUCGGCAAGCCUGACUUGCUUCUACUUUUGCAAUUUUUCUGGCCUGUACCAUAUUUCUUAUCUUUGGCUUCCCACCUGAUAGGAAAAUCUUGCAGAUUUGAAACAGUGGUUUCUGGCCUGCUGUUGCUGCUGCAAAUUCCCUAUGUUUAUUUAAGAAGUUGGACCUAUACUUUUAACCUAUAAAUAAUGAGUAAUUUACUUUGAAAUGAACACAGGUAGUCUGCUGCUGUUACAACCUGUUGAGGAUAUUUAUAGCAGGCAGGAGGCAGGCCUAGUGCGUUAUUGGCAGGUGACUUUAGAGAAUGUACAUUAAGGAACAGUUGUCCUCCAAAAGAGAACCAGGCAACUGCUGCGGAGCCUCCUAGACUGACUCUGUUGGAGGGUUAGACAGGUGUGUGCCCACUGCCGUGCUGGCCCAUGGGGUCCCUGAGCAGCUGUGCUCUCCACUCUUGUAUUGGUGAGUGGAUCUUGACUACAUCAGUCAGAAGCCUAGAAGCGGAGCUAGAUGGAGGCAUUUUUAAUCAUUUGAGUUGGGAAGACCCGGAUGGCUUAUGAAAAUGGUGUUGUUCAGCACCUGGGAGGCAGACAUUGGAUAGUUGUUCACAGUUUUGCACCCUGCAAGAAAAUACUCCUCUGUAACUUUUGGGGAGGAUUGCUAUGAGCCUCUCUGGGGCCUUUCAUUCAUGUACAAGUUUCAUUCAUUACUAUUCAACUUGGUAGACUUGGUGAAAAUGUAAAAGCAUUCUGCAUUUGGAUCAGUCUUGGGAACUAAAUUUGUUGUGAAUUUGGGCCUGUCACAGAUUGCCUCCAGUGUGAAUCCCCCACUCAGACCCUCUUUGCUCAGCCUCCCUCCGCAGCCCAUGGGGAAGCUGUGCUGUGGUUGGCAGUGGGGCCAUCUGGGCUGCAGCAAUGUGGCAGGGCACAGUCCACCAAGACUGCCCCUCAGUGCAGGGUUGAGCAAGGGAAGAGGCAGGAAAAUUUGGUUCUUUUUCAUACUUAAAAUUUAGGCAUUCUCCAGAGUGAAGGCUACUCCGCAGGCCCCUGGUGAGAGCCUGCCUGGCUUUUCCGUUGCAGGCCCCUAACCAGUACCCUGCCCUUUUGGCCCAUUUGUGCCUGGGCAGAUGUUUCUGGCCAGUAGACACUGAAGGCCUUUUAGCUAUGAUAGUAUUUAUGGCACUGAAGAAGAUAAAGAAGCUUGAGCCCUCUUUCUGACUCCCGCUUUAUGGGACAGAGAGCUUUUUUUCUACAUAACACAUUGCAGUCUUACCGCUCUCAGAAAAAUAUCCUGUUCAUGGUUUAUAUACUGAUACUUGCAAACUACUGAUAGGAUUUUUCAAUAACCACUUGUAUCUUCCAUCAUCCAUGAGAGGUGGGAAGAGGUACGCUGUAUCUCUGCAAUAAAACUUUGACCAGGUUCUACCUCCUCUGAGCAAAGGAUACUUUUCUAUGUAGGCGUACAUUGUUCUCCUCUCCUGAUCUGACAUGGUGCACCUGGAGACAGCAUCCGAUGGAAUCCAAAGACAACUUGAAACAAAGGUGGAUGUCAGCUCUUGGUUUGUUUUCAUUUCGUUCUCUUUUUUCAAAAUCUCCCUUUCGCUCUCGCUCCUGUUGUGGAGUAUCUGUCAGCGUGUGAAGGGUACACCCUGUUCCAGUGAUACUGCACUGCUGCAUCCAGCUUUUCGUGGGAACACAGUACGAAGCAUCUGGAAUUGAUUAUCCCAAACAUUUUUGAUAUGUAACUUAAAAAAAUUUGGUCUCAUGCAAUAAAAAUGUACUGGCUGCAUUUUAGCAAGGUUUACUCUUACAAGUGAAAAUGAUCAACCGUGAAGCGUAACAAAUUCUGUAUUUAGUUUUUUUUGUUGUUGUGGUUUUUGUUUUGUUUUUGUUUUUGUAAGAUUCUUAAAUAAAUUAAAUAAGAGUCA